AUAGUAAACACACUACCUCCCUCAAGACAAACACGCCUCCCCUUUCCCUCUCCUCUCCUCUUCCCUUUUCUCAUCCCUCCACUGCGGCACACCACCACCACGAGCCACAUAUUCUUCCUCCACCGGUGAGAAGCCACCAGUGAGUAGCCACCGGUGAGAAGCCCCGCCUUCCUCCCUCACGGCACCCAGCAGCGGGCACCCAGCAGCAGUGGCUGCUUUGUUCUCUUCCUCCCCCUGCAGCAGCGUGAGUCUCCAAGCAGCGGCAGCCACCUUCGUGCUGGUUUUCCCGGCAGCAGCAGCCCAACACCGCCAUACCAACUCCUUCCAUCUUCACCCUUCUCUUGUUUCAUCUUAGACAACACUUGAUUUUUUUCUGGAUCCGCCACUUUCAAGUUCUAAGUGAUUAUUACAACCAACAAACUAGCAAAGCACAAAGGAUUUAAGGGAGAAAAUAGAAAGGGGAGAUGGGAUUGACGAAUUUUAUGGUGACAGUAGCUGCGGUUACCGCUGUAGUCCUCCUUGCCAGAAGUGACGUUAAACAAUCUGCUGCUAUUUUUCGACGUAAUGUUCGUCACAUUCGUAAUUGGCUUGAAGAAGAAUCUACUGCCGCCUCCAAGUCUGCUGAAAAGGCGAAACCCAAAGAGCUAGAGUCAGAGCUUCCUAAAAAGGACGGGACAAAGGGAGACACCUCAGACAAGUAGUCACAUUUGGAAAUUAGUUCAAGUUUUGAGUUCAUCUGAAGAUUAUCAUCUAAACGGAGAAACAAUAGAUUUUACCAUCUUUACCGAUUUUGGUUUCAGUUGAAGCUAUGUUUUUGAAAUAAUAGAAAACAAUGAAAUUAUA
Amaranthus tricolor (Joseph's coat) is the source of this 843-nucleotide messenger RNA. RefSeq lists its product as uncharacterized. The transcript is spliced from 3 exons. The record is from RefSeq and is a predicted model, not a curated record. Bases 465 to 701 code for a protein of 78 amino acids. NCBI's taxonomy places the organism in Eukaryota, Viridiplantae, Streptophyta, Magnoliopsida, Caryophyllales, Amaranthaceae.